This is a messenger RNA of Leguminivora glycinivorella, 5551 nucleotides long. RefSeq lists its product as uncharacterized. The record is from RefSeq and is a predicted model, not a curated record. Gene Ontology annotation, molecular function: nucleic acid binding. The transcript has 2 exons. Gene Ontology annotation, biological process: DNA integration. Lineage: Eukaryota; Metazoa; Arthropoda; Insecta; Lepidoptera; Tortricidae. The coding region runs from base 1581 to 5429 and encodes 1282 amino acids.
UGAUAGCACCAGUGCAUCUUCAAACCCUGGACGCUCGGACUAAAACCGGUCGUCCAUCCAUGGCCGCGCCCGCGCCGCGCGCCGUGCGCCCCGGACCCCGCGCCCCGCGCCCCCGGGCAGGACAUUCUCGCACCGACCGCGCUACACGAAACACGACGGCCCGCGUCCGUCCCGCUCGCGAUAUAGACUGUACGCGCCGCGCUCUGAUUUGAUUGUAACGGUCAAUUUAUUGUUAUUAAUAUAUUUUUAUAAAAGUUAUACAGUCCGCUCAUUUAUCUCCAGUAGCUAGACCAACAUAUGGUCCUUAAACGCCGUUGAAAUUGACAGUGGACCGUUACAAGCGCGAUUUAAAAUAUCACCGUUAUAUCGCGCCCGUCGUACUGCAACUUAUAACGACGGAUCUACGAGUGAAGGUCGCAGCUCGUCGUGAAAAGUACAUCUUCAAUUCGUCAUCUACAACCGCCCGUCUUAAGUUGUCUUCGUGAUUGCUACACAAAACUGAGGUCUUCGCCGUGUUCAUCAUAACUUCGAAGUGCACGGCCCCUGCAGCGCAGCAUUAUCUACGAACUACGUGCAAUAAAAACAACAACACCGGGUGUACAUCGAAUGCAAAUAUACAUACAUCAAUCAUCAAGAGAAAUCGUCGGGAUUGGAGCUCACUACCUACCGGCCUACAUUUACGGAUAGCAUAACUGUGAGAUCAUUCCAUUAUUCCCCUUACUUUGGUUUGCAUUCCCAUAGUAAUUAAAUUAACAUUUAAAAUCAUUCCAGUAAAGUUAAUAGUCUAUUUAAAAUUGCUUCUAUCAUAUUUGCAUAUCUAAAGUUAUCAUUUUCAAUCUUACAAAGCUUUAUUUCGUGUUUACAUCUUAAUUAUCUUCAUUUAAUAAAAGUCAAUUUCAUUAAAGAGUAAAAUUAAAUCAUAAAUAAAUUUCAUAGCAAAAAGUGGGUUGGUCGAGAUAAGCGUUUUAGUGCCACGAAUUUUUUCAUAGCAAUAUCACAAUUUCCUAAACGUAGUAUAAAUUUUAGCGCCUGCAAAAAGUUAAUAACAAAGUUGAGUUUAGCGUUGCUAUUUAAAAUUCUUUGGCAACACAAUUAAUGCUUAGUACAUUCAUACUUAGUAAAAUUUUAGUCUUGAAUUGCAUUUUUUUUCUUUUUUAAUUUUUUUUUCAAAACAUUAAUUGCAAAAUGGCUACAGAAGCGCGCAUCAAAGAAUUAAUUAAAAAACGUGGAACGCUUAAAGCUAAGCUUACGCAAUUUUCUGCAUAUUUGGCUACGGCAAAAUCUUGUAAUCAAUUAAGUGAGCCACAAUUGGUCGAAUUAGACCUACGCAUAAAUAAAAUAGAUGCUUUAUAUGAGCCAUAUGACACGUUUCAGAGCGAGUUGGAGCAGCUAGUGGAGGACCCGAGCGAGCUGUAUACCGAUCGAGAGCAGUUUGAAGGGACUUACUACCACGAGCUCGCCAUCGCGCGCGAACUUUUGGAGCGUCAUCGUAGUCAGCGCGCUAAGGAUAACGCCAGCGCCAGGUCGGAGCUCUGGUGAAGGUCAGUGAUAGCAAGGGUCAAUUCCACACAGUUAGGAUCAUGCUUGACAAUUGCAGCACUGCAAAUUACAUUUCGCAGAGUUUGGCUAGUGAACUGUCAUUGACAACACGUCCUGUAAUUUCUAACACUUCUGGCUUAGAAGACCAAGAGACAAAAAGUGUCCAAGCUUGCUCUCUUCAUAUGGAGUCUCGCGAUGGAACUUUUAAGACAGACAUUGAUUGUUACAUAUUAUCUAAGGUCACACGACCCAUACCUGAUCAAUUUUUGAACGUUCAGGAAGUACCUAUACCUUCAGGACUUUGUUUAGCUGACCCCUCUUAUUAUGAACCGUCUUCAAUAAACCUUCUGGUAGGUGCCCCAGUCUUUUGGGCUGUUAUUGGUUCAGGGCGUAUAGAUCUUGGUAAACAAAAUCCACUUCUUGCUGAAACCAAACUCGGCUGGCUCGUCGUGGGCUCUUUGCAUCAGCCAACCCGUAACAAACCUCAUAAUCCUGUUUGUUUCUUUCUUAAUGACCAACAAACAGGCAUAGAUCUAUCUCCAUUUUGGGAGCUUGACACAAUACCUUCGAAACAUAAUCUCACCGUAGACGAAAAUACAUGUGAGCAAAUCUUCACUACUACAACAAAACGCGAUGAAGAGGGACGCUUUGUAGUCACGUUGCCGUUGAAGGAGUCUCCAGACGUAUUGGGGAGCUCAUUUGAACUGGCUCGACGCAGGUUCCUUUCCUUAGAGCGAAAGUUUGAUCGGGAUCCCUUAUUCAGAGACCGAUACAUUGACUUUAUGACUGAAUAUGAAACCUUAGGUCACAUGAGUGAAAGCUUUCAUGACACUUCGCGACAAUCAUACUUCUUGCCACAUCAUGGCAUAUUGAGAGAUAGCACCACUACCAAGCUAAGGGCGGUUUUUGACGCGUCUGCUGCCACCACGUCUGGAAAGUCCUUGAACGACAUCCAGCUGGUUGGACCUAGGAUCCAAGAUGAUUUAUUCGCUAUCCUACUUAGAUUCCGUCAACAUAGGUUUGUAGUGUCUGCGGACAUAGAAAAAAUGUACCGACAAAUUCUGGUCGACGAAGAUCAACGGUCUCUUCAAAAAAUUCUUUGGCGGUCUAGCCCCUCGCAACCUAUAAAAAUUUUCACGCUUAAUACUGUGACCUAUGGUACAGCGUCAGCGCCCUAUCUUAGCACACGCUGUCUUCUCCAAUUGGCGCAGGACUCUUUAGAUAAGCAAACGCACGAUGCAAUAUCAAAGGACUUUUACGUAGACGACUUCUUGUCAGGGUCACAGUCAAUUGCUGAUACCGUGUCUUUAUGUCAAAAGGUCAUAGACACUCUUCGCUCAGCGAAAUUCAAUCUUCGUAAGUGGCAAUCAAAUAACGAAAAUAUUUUGAAGCAAAUCAAUAAUAAUGAGACUUCUCUCAAUCAUACCGUUAACUUAAGUGAAAAAGAAUUGUCAAAAACACUUGGCAUUAACUGGCAUAGUGCCCUAGAUACGUUGACCUUUAAAAUAAACAUUACAGUUCCGUCAGUAGUUACCAAACGCACUAUAUUGUCAGCCAUAGCGCAGGUGUUUGACCCUCUUGGUUUAGUUACACCUUGCAUUGUAGAAGCUAAAAUUUUGAUGCAAAAAUUAUGGGUAGACAAAAUUAAUUGGGAUCAGCCUCUUUCGGGUAGACUACUUACAGCAUGGAAUAAUUUUGCUAAAACACUACCUAGCCUAAAUGGUGUAAAUAUACCAAGAUGGAUAUUAGGUGAUUCAGCUACUUUGAUUGAAUUUCACGUGUUUACGGACGCUUCAGAAAAGGCAUAUGGAGCUUGCCUUUACGUCCGCUCCGUGGCUGGGGAUGGCUCUGUGUGUGUGCGUCUUCUGGCCUCCAAGAGCAAAAUUGCACCUAUCAAGGCCACGACCAUUCCUCGACUCGAACUUUGUGCAGCAUUGUUAGGGGUAAGACUGUGUGCAAAAGUCCUGGAGUCGCUGACCUUGAAACCAGAACGUUGCACAUUUUGGUGCGACUCCAUGAUUGUUCUUGGAUGGUUAAAAUCUUCUCCGGCUCUUCUACGACCGUUCGUAAAAAACCGUAUCUCCGAAAUACAAGACAGCUUUCAAGCAGAAUGUUGGCGUUACGUGCCUUCUAAGGAUAAUUCUGCUGAUCUCGUGUCUCGGGGUCUUAAUGCGGAACUUAUACAAACCUCUUCUUUGUGGUGGUCAGGGCCAUCAUUUCUAUCCUUUGAUCCUUCACAAUGGCCGACCGCACCUGGUUCUGAAAGUGAAAUCCCAUUACCAGAGACUAUAACACAAAAUAAAUCAUUCGUCAUCACUUCCCACAAUUCAGAUGACGCCAAUAUCAUUCAGACAUUGAUCAAUAAUCGCUCAGAUUAUGCAAAAAUACAGCGGGUAAUUGCCUACAUACAACGAUUCACUUACAAUUGUCGUAAUACUAGUAAUAAAAGACAAGGUUACCUUACCACCUCUGAAUUAUCUGCUGCGUCAACUUUAAUCCUUCGAGUGUCUCAGCAAACUGCAUUUCCUGAAGACUAUGAACUGCUAAAAUUGGGGAAGGAGUUACCUAAGCAAAGCAGACUAAAAUCAUUGUCUCCAUUUUACGACGCUGGCCUUAUCAGGGUCGGUGGUCGACUUCUUAAUUCAUUUUACGAUUACGGUGUUAAGCACCCAAUAAUUGUUUGUUGUAAACAACCUAUAAUCAAGAUUCUUGUUAGAAUGUUGCAUCUUCGCGCCCUCCAUGCAGGUCCUCAAUUACUUAUGUCCAUCUUACGUCAAAAUUACUGGACACUUGGGGGUCGCAACUUAGUAAAGCAAACAGUGCGAAAAUGUAUCCGCUGCAUUAGACUCAAAGCAGAAACCAUUCAACCUGUAAUGGGCAACUUACCAAAGGAGCGGUUACAUCUAGAAUUUCCAUUCAUAGAAACAGGUACUGACUACGCAGGACCUAUUUUGAUAGCCGAUCGCAAGGGUAGAGGCUGCAGACUUAUAAAGGCAUACAUCUGCAUUUUCGUUUGCUUAGCAACACGGGCACUUCAUUUGGAGCUUGUCUCUGACCUUACUAAGGAAGCUUUUAUUGCAGCACUCGAUCGGUUUACAGCUCGUCGAGGGAAGCCGAGAACCAUAUUUUCGGAUAAUGGCACUACCUUUGUUGGCGCCGCCAACGAGCUCGCUCAUGUGUUGAACCAAGAUUUAGCUAAGGAUAGAGUUGCUGAAGGUAUUAACUUUUCAUUUAUUCCCGCUUACACCCCCCAUUUCGGCGGCUUAUGGGAGUCUGCCGUCAAAUCCGUAAAGCAUCAUUUACGGCGAGUGUUAGGCCUUACGCAUCUUACCUUCGAAGAAAUGACCACAUGCCUUAGCCAGGUCGAAGCAAUUUUAAAUUCACGACCGCUUACACCUCUUUCCGACGACCCCUCUGACCUUGCACCCCUCACUCCAUCACAUUUCCUUAUUGGGAGAUCUCUCACGUCUGUGCCACAUCGACAAGUCUCCAGCCAGAACAUCUCAAGUCUCCAAAGGUUCCACCGGAUUGAGGUUCUCAGACAGCACUUUUGGAAUCGUUUCUCAACCGAGUAUAUCGUCAACCUUCAACAGAGGACCAAGUGGCGUAGUUCCAGAGGAAGACUUGAAGUAGGAACCAUGGUGGUAGUGAAGGAGAACAACCAGCCGCCUCUUAUGUGGCUAAUGGGCCGUAUCGUCAAUGUGCUACCUGGGAAAGAUGGAGUCGCCAGAGUAGCAGACAUCAAAACAAAGAAGGGAAUCAUACGUCGUGCCUUUAAUACGAUAUGCCCUCUUCCAAUCCACAGUCUUGAAGACAAUGGGUCUUCAACGCCGGGAGUAUAUGGUGCUGAUAGCACCAGUGCAUCUUCAAACCCUGGACGCUCGGACUAAAACCGGUCGUCCAUCCAUGGCCGCGCCCGCGCCGCGCGCCGUGCGCCCCGGACCCCGCGCCCCGCGCCCCCGGGCAGGACAUUCUCGCACCGACCGCGCUACACGAAACACGACGGCCCGCG